ACCGUGUGUUCUGGCCUGUUCUGUUCAUCGCGACGCUGGCCACCGCCGUCGGGAGCCAAGCGAUCAUCUCCGCCACGUUCUCCAUCAUAAGCCAGUGCCGGGCCCUGGGCUGCUUCCCGCGCAUCAAGGUGGUGCACACGUCCAGCCAUGUCCAUGGCCAGAUCUACAUCCCGGAGGUGAACUGGACGCUCAUGUCCCUCUGCCUCGCCGUCACCAUCGGCUUCCGUGACACCGAGAUGAUCGGCAACGCCUACGGGCUGGCUGUGAUCUUGGUGAUGUUCGCGACGACGUGCCUGAUGUUCCUGGUGAUCACCACGGUGUGGAACCGGUCGGUGCUGUGGGCGGCGCUCUUCGCCGCCGGCUUCGGGUCCCUGGACAUGCUCUAACUCUCGGCGUGCCCCCGGGGCGCCGCCCUGCCGCUGCUGCUCUCCCUAGCCACGCUGCUCGUCAUGUCGGCGUGGCACUACGGCACGGCCAAGAAGCAGGAGUACGAGCUGCAGAACAAGGUGUGCCUGGACCACUUCAUCGGCCUCAGCUCCGGCAUGGGCCUCGUGCGCGUCCCCGGGGUCGGGUUCGUCUACUCCGACUCCGUCGCCGGCGUGCCGCCCAUGUUCGCGCACUUCGUCACCAACUUCCCGGCGUUCCACCGGGUGCUCGUCUUCGUGUCGCUGCAGACGCUGACCGUGCCCAAGGUGCCGCCGGAGGAGCGGUUCCUGGUGGGCCGGAUCGGGCGGCCGGAGCACCGGAUGUUCCGCUGCGUGGUCCGGUACGGGUACAAGGAGGGCCGGUGGGACCACUUCAACUUCGAGGACCAGCUGCUGGUGAAGGUCCUGGAGUUCCUCCAGCUGCAGCAGGCGGACGGCGACGGCGAGCGGUGCAGCACCGGGUCCGGCGAGAUGUCGGUCAUCCCGGCCGCGCCCAGCCAGGCCGUCGUGGACGCGCUGGCGUCGAUGAGCUCCGGCGAGAUCGAGUACUACGCCGGCGGCGGCGCCAAGAAGGUGCGGUUCGAGGAGCUGCCGGCGGCGUGGAGGAGGGAGGAGACAAUGUCGGAGGUGAGGGCGCUGCUGGAGGAGCGGGAGGCCGGGGUGUCGUACAUGAUCGGGCACACCUGCGUGUUCGCGCACGAGUCGUCGUCCGCGGUGAAGAAGUUCGCCGUCAACGUCGUGUACGGGUUCCUCCGGCGCAACUCGCGGAGGCCCGCCGUCGUGCUCGGCAUCCCCCACACCUCCCUCAUCGAGGUCGGCAUGGUUUACAGGGUGUGACUCACAUCGUCUCGCUGGCCGGGGCCGCCGAUCGCUCGCUCGCUCGCUGAAGAAGAAGAAGAAGCGUAGUUGUAGGCUACAGUAGCUCAAGAUAACUGAAGAAUAACAACACCUCGUUGCUGCUGAAAUGAAAAUCAACAUAGCAUGCAUGCUGUUGUUUGCGGAUUAUGAUCACAUCGGUACUGUCUGGUUUAACUCUGCCGGCGGCGAAGUAACGAGAGAAGCAUGCAGUCCGAUUGCCCGCUU
Triticum urartu is the source of this 1508-nucleotide messenger RNA. NCBI's taxonomy places the organism in Eukaryota, Viridiplantae, Streptophyta, Magnoliopsida, Poales, Poaceae. The record is from RefSeq and is a predicted model, not a curated record.